Molecule: messenger RNA, 1152 nt
Organism: Ziziphus jujuba (common jujube)
Lineage: Eukaryota; Viridiplantae; Streptophyta; Magnoliopsida; Rosales; Rhamnaceae
Product: mitochondrial ATP-independent inner membrane protease subunit 1a-like
Exons: 5
Coding region: 76-639 (187 amino acids)
Cellular component (GO): mitochondrial inner membrane peptidase complex; membrane
Molecular function (GO): serine-type endopeptidase activity
Source: RefSeq, a predicted model, not a curated record
AGCUCCUCUGGUUACCUACAGGGACAACCAUCAAAACUGAAAAACACACGGAAAGAGAGAGAGAGAGAGAGAGAGAUGGGGCUGAGAAACCUGAGGCAAGUUGAGAGUAAAGCGAAGGAACUUCUGUUCGUGAUGAAAGAAAAAAGCAUAGUCCGAGAAGCAUGGGAUAAAACCCUUGGUCUAGCAAAGCUCUUAUGCGGCCUCCACGUCACCAACGCUUACCUCUGCACUUUUGUUCUGACCUACGGUCCCAGUAUGCUCCCUACUCUGAGUCUCACCGGUGAUUUGCUACUGGCCGAACGGAUCUCCACCAGGUUCGGCAUGGUGCGUCGAGGUGAUAUUGUUCUUGUACGCUCGCCAAAGGUCCCUACGAAAGUCGUCACCAAGCGCUUGAUUGGCAUGGAGGGCGACUCUGUUACGUACAUUGUGGACCCUGAGAACAGUGAUAGAUGCGAAACCAUUGUGGUUCCGAAGGGACAUGUCUGGGUAGAAGGAGACAAUAUCUAUGUUUCCAAUGAUUCGAGAAAAUUUGGUCCUGUUCCUUAUGGUCUCCUUCAAGGCAAAGUAUUCUGGAGGAUAUGGCCACCCAAGGUUUUUGGACCACUUGAACAGAAGAAAGUGAAGGAUGCAAUGGCAUAAGAAAUUGCAGAUUUCCUUUCAGUAGAAGAGGUCUUGAAGGUUUAGCGUAAACAUUUAAGCUCUGAUAAUGGAAAUUAGAUCUUUAACAAAUCCGAUGUUUUGCUGAUAACAAACAACCUGGGUGGGUAGACACAGCAAAUCCUAUGAACUCUGUGGCAAAACUCGUGAAGGUUGGGACGCUUUUGCCUGUGACUUAGGUGUUCUUAAUGGGGAAUUUUCUUAUAUAAAGCUUCAAAACAGAUCAUCCGAGUUUAUAGCCCCUAGAGGUAAUGAUAUUGGUGGUGUUAUUGUUUUUGAUCCUUCUUUCAUAUUGGGUGGGAUUGAAAUGGAAAAUUAGUUUUCAUGCAUACCAUCUUAUAGACUUUGCAGAUAAGCUUGUUAAGUAUUUCUGACACAGGUUUUUGUGUCGCUUUGUUCCAAUUCCUGGGAAAACAAAACUAGGGGUUCAUACACAGAAAUCAUCGGUUAUCUAUAUAUAUAUAUAUAUAUAUAUAUAUAUUUUUUUUUUUUUGG